AGGAGUGGAUGACCAGGCUGGGCUGGCAGAUAGGAGCAGAGGACACUGGCAGUCUGGCUGCAGUAGUUCAGCUGCUGGUAUGGUGUAGGAUAACGGCCUGAAACCUUCACAGCUAUGAUGAGUCUGCUCAUGUGUUUAGGUUGUGUGCUACUGGACCUCAUGACUGUCCACAGCCGUGUGCUCAUGCAGGGCCGCAUAGUCGGUGGUCACAUCGCUGCACCAAACUCCAUCAAAUACAUUGUGUCACUGCAGAGCACCAGGGGCCAACACUUCUGUGGUGGCUCAUUGGUUCACAGGUACUGGGUGCUGACCGCAGCACACUGUAACAUUGGGGCAGAGCACAUGAUGAUAGUGGCGGGCGACUACAUCGUAAAUACCUUUGAGGGCAUUGAGCAGUAUGCUAAACCCCACAGGCUGGUCACACAUCCCCUCUACAACAGCAGCACCAACAAUGCUGACAUCAUGCUCAUUAAGUUGCGAGCCCCAAUGGUGCUGAACAAAUAUGUGUCGCUGGCGCCUCUGCCCAGGCAGGGGACAGGGGUGGUCGAAGGCUUGGUGUGUCAGGUGUCUGGGUGGGGCUACAACAGUCUGGGUGAAGGCCAGGCCGCCUUCACCCUGAGGACAGCCACAGUGCCCAUUGUUUCAACUGCACGGUGCAACAGCAGCGAGUCCUUCAAUGGAAACAUCACAGCAAACAUGAUCUGUGCUGGCUACAGGACUGGAGGAAAAGAUGCAUGCAAGGGAGACUCUGGGGGGCCUUUGGUGUGUGGGGGGCGUGUCUAUGGUGUGGUCUCCUGGGGCAACGGCUGCGGUGAUGCUAAGUUUCCAGGAGUUUACACAGCUGUGUCCAAAUUCCGCCGAUGGAUUGACCAAACCAUCUACCGGUCAUACCUACGCUGUACCAAAUACUGAUGAAGAUAAUGAUUAACCUAAGAUGAUGAACAUAGCCAUUCAUGUCAUAAAAACAGUCUUACCACUGAAAAAUGUUUGUGCUGGCAUGGACCAAAGGUGGUUCUGUGGAAAAUGUGAACAGCUUCCUCUGAACCAGUGCUCUGAUUAUUCCAAUAAUGUUUUCAAUACCAAUAUAAUGGUGAUGCAUCUCGUAUUCUCAAAUGAUCCAUCUGUGAACAUAGGUCUCUACCACCUACAGCCAUUGUUGGAUGUGUAUGUAAUUUCACUGAUGUGAAGUUGAU
Molecule: messenger RNA, 1193 nt
Organism: Micropterus dolomieu (smallmouth bass)
Lineage: Eukaryota; Metazoa; Chordata; Actinopteri; Centrarchiformes; Centrarchidae
Product: trypsin-like
Exons: 5
Coding region: 115-912 (265 amino acids)
Biological process (GO): proteolysis
Molecular function (GO): serine-type endopeptidase activity
Source: RefSeq, a predicted model, not a curated record